AUGGGGACUGGGUCACUGAUCCUUCGGAAGUUAAACAAGUGGCCUUCAAUUUCUUCUCAGAGAGAUUUUCGAUCUAGGUCUGUCAUUCGACCCCCUUUCUUGUGCAAUAAUUUUAAACAUCUAUCUCUGGAACAAGUGAGCUCUCUUGAAUCAAAUAUUUCCUUGGAGGAAGUCAAGAAAGCCAUUUGGGACUGUGGAUCAGAUAAGGCUCCUGGGCCUGAUGGAUUCUCUUUUGCGUUCUUUCGAUCACAGUGGGAUGUCAUCAAGGAUGACUUGUACCGUACCGUCAAAUUUUUUGAGUCCACUGCCUCCAUCGACGAUGGAUGUAACACCUCCUUCAUCAUGCUUAUACCCAAAUCAGAAUCUUCGUGCUCUUUUUCGGAGUACCGGCCCAUUAGCUUGAUAAAUUGUUUUUGUAAGAUUAUUGCGAAGAUCUUGGCGUCUCGAUUGAGCAUGGUCAUUGAUUCGGUUGUCGGGCACAAACAAUCUACCUUCAUCAAGGGGAGGAGUAUUUUAGAUGGACCCAUUAUCGUCAGCGAGAUAAUAUCUUGGCAAAAAAAACCAAUCGCAAAUCCUUGA
Molecule: messenger RNA, 579 nt
Organism: Cynara cardunculus var. scolymus (artichoke)
Lineage: Eukaryota; Viridiplantae; Streptophyta; Magnoliopsida; Asterales; Asteraceae
Exons: 1
Coding region: 1-579 (192 amino acids)
Source: RefSeq, a predicted model, not a curated record